Molecule: messenger RNA, 1047 nt
Organism: Aspergillus welwitschiae
Lineage: Eukaryota; Fungi; Ascomycota; Eurotiomycetes; Eurotiales; Aspergillaceae
Product: zinc-dependent alcohol dehydrogenase family protein
Exons: 3
Coding region: 1-1047 (348 amino acids)
Molecular function (GO): oxidoreductase activity
Source: RefSeq, a predicted model, not a curated record
AUGCAACAUUACAUCUCCCACUUCGACGGCAUUGACGGCCUCAAGAAGGAAGAUGUAACAAUUCCAUCACCCGGACCAGGAGAGGUCCUCGUCCAGAUCCGUGCUAUAUCACUAAACUACCGCGAUAUGGAGGUGAUCAACGGCGAAUACAACCACCACCGCGCGAUCAAGCAAGGUUCAAGCAUAAUCCCCUGUUCAGAUAUGUGUGGUGUGGUGCAAAGUGUCGGCCAAAAUGUCGCCAAAUGGAACGUCGGAGAUCGCGUUGUUUCCUUAUUCGUUCCAGAUCAUAAGACGGGAAAACUGACUGAGAGAGCACUCGCUACCAGUUUGGGCCUUCCCCAGCAAGGUGUGCUGGCAACGCAUCGCGUGUUCGCGGAGGAUGCGCUGGUCAAGGCACCCGAGCACAUGAGUGACGAGGAAGCAUGCACGCUUCCGAUCGCGGGUGUUACGGCAUGGAUGGCGAUUAAUGGGACUCGGCCGUUAAGCCAGAAUGGGGGUCGGGGGGAAUAUAUCCUUCUUCAGGGAACGGGAGGUGUUAGUAUUGCUGGGUUGCAGAUUGCGAAAGCGUCUGGGGCGAAGGUCAUAAUUACUUCGUCGUCCGAUGAGAAACUAGCCAAGGCAAAGGAUCUCGGAGCAGACUUUGGUAUCAACUAUCGUAACACACCGGAAUGGGCUAAUAAGGUUAUGGAAGUCACGAACGGACAUGGCGCGGAUAUUAUUCUCGAAACGGGUGGUUCGCAAACGCUGAGCCAGAGCUUUGUGUGUGCUGCGUACGGUGGCCUGAUUAACUGCAUUGGAUAUACCUCUGGCAAGACUCAGGCUUCUGGAGAGCAGAAGAACGUUAAUCUGCUCACUCUGAGUCGCAGCUUGACCUUAAAGGGAUCAGUUAACGGACCGACGGAUCGCUUCGAGGAGUUGAUCAAAUUUGGGGAGAGACAUGAGAUUCAUCCUGUCAUCUCCAAGGUCUUCCCUUUCAGCCAGGCGAGGGAUGCUUUCAGGUAUCUGGAAAGUGGCUCGCACUUUGGAAAGAUUGUUAUCCAGGUUUAG